Molecule: messenger RNA, 732 nt
Organism: Rhipicephalus sanguineus (brown dog tick)
Lineage: Eukaryota; Metazoa; Arthropoda; Arachnida; Ixodida; Ixodidae
Exons: 2
Coding region: 1-732 (243 amino acids)
Source: RefSeq, a predicted model, not a curated record
AUGCUUGCAGCUGAUGAAAUGACCGACCUCAUACGGGAAUUGUAUGCCGUCACUGGCUUCUCUCAGGAAUUUGGUGCACUAGAUGGCUGCCAUUUCCCUGUCUCGCCUCCCAAAGAAAAUGCCAUCGACUACUACAAUUACAAAGGCUGUGUGAUCUUAUCGGCUUUGGUCGACCACAAAUAUCGCUUUCGAUUCAUCAACGUCGGUUCCCCAGGCAGUUGCCACGACGCCUAUGUCUACCACAGCUCAAGCUUGCCAAGCACUGUGACAGGUCCAACAUUUCGGAGCCCAACAAUUUGCGUCAGCAGUGUUGUUGUGCCACCAUUAAUCUUGUGCGAUCAAGCAUUCCCGCUGACGCCCAAUCUGAUUAAGCCUUUCCCCGGUUCCACCAAAACCUCAGCCGAAAAAGCGUUUAAUUAUCAGCUCUCAAGGUCUAGGCGAAUUGUUGAAAAUGCCUUCGGAAGACUCAAGGCCCGUUUUAGAUAUGUGAUUAAGCGUAUGGAGUGUGAGGUCACCAAUGCUGCAGUAGUUAUAAGAGCGUGUUGUCUGUUGAACAAUAUUUGUGAACAUUUCAAUGAUACUGUAUCCCAACAGUGGAUAAAUGAAGCAGAGCUCCAGAACACACUGUACGAGCAACCACACCACACCACAGGCAUACAAGUUGGAUGUGGCAGAUAUGUCAGAGAUGCACUCGUGCAAUACUUUCAGCAGCACGGAGGUCAUUCGAUUUAA